AUGUCCGCCGAGUAUGUAUUAGAGCCCGACAACGGGGCACACGCGGCCCCCGCUAUUCCAGGCCUCUCUGGCGCAGUCCCUACCUCCACAGAGGCAAGGGCCAAGCGACGCAUCGCUGCGCUAGAAGAUGAACUGCAAACUAUGAAGGAAGAGAGAGGGACGAAGCAAAGAAAGACGAGUUAUUACGUCGCUCAAGGCAGGGCGAUUCGGCGCGCAGUCGUUCUUUAUACCAGUUUGGAAAGUUUGGUCUUGGAGAACGAUCGCAGGUACGAUGAACUUCAAGGCUCGGUGGACGGCUUAUUGGUGGACACCACCACACAACAGGAUCGUCUGCAGCGUGGCUACAUCGCAUUCACUCAGACUCUGCCCUGGCUACAUGGUAAGCUUACAAGCCUUGACACCGAGGACUGUCAAGAUAUGAUGAAAAAGCUCAAGAAAGGAGCCGAUGCGGCGCGUGGUGAUGAUACGUCCACUCUCAAGGACCUCAUCGCCACAUGGAUCAAUCAGGAUUUUCGUCCGUCUGCUCUACUGAGGCCCGACGACAAGCAGUUGCGCGGAUUCGUACACGACGUUUGCGGGAAGCUACUAUGUCCUGCCGAGUGGGACUGGAACAAUGACCGCGUGAAGGCGGGCAUUCGCGAUAGAACUUCAGAGUUCAUUGUGUCGGAAAAUUCCUGGCCGCUCUUCCUCUACGAGAACUACUCAUUCGACGAUAGCAACCUAGAGAAGGGUCUCUUCCAGUCCAAGAUUUUGAUCCAGGCAUUUAAAGCUAUAUAUACCUCACCGUCUUCUGCAAAAGAAGUCGAUGGUGAUGGCAAUGGUGCCGACAUCCUGGAAAGUAACAGGCGCGCUCGGCGGGCAUUAAAUCAGGUAAAGGUCAAGACUUGCGUCCGUUUUGCACUAUCGAGCGUCUCGUCCUGGCGUACCAUCGAUGGUGACUUCGAUUACGAAGUGUUCUGGAACAACAUCGUCGACUUCUUCGAGGACGUCCCUGGCCCUGCCGCGCGACGUAGGGUGGCCCAACUUCUCGAAUGGUGGACUAGGAAGAUUUUUGGCAAAAAUCAUCGUCAGGAUCUAACACCAGAAGUCGUGUCGAAGAUGUCUGUUACAGCGUUGGCCGAGCAAAGAAGGGCACAAGAAGAUGCCGCUUUCGAUUCCGAGUAG
Messenger RNA from Suillus clintonianus, 1164 nucleotides. RefSeq lists its product as uncharacterized. Bases 1 to 1164 code for a protein of 387 amino acids. The transcript has 8 exons. The record is from RefSeq and is a predicted model, not a curated record. NCBI's taxonomy places the organism in Eukaryota, Fungi, Basidiomycota, Agaricomycetes, Boletales, Suillaceae.